GGAUACGAAGUGGUAAACAACCAGUUCUUGUACAAGAACCCAUUCAGUAGUUUCGACAUAAAUAAGCUCCUGGAACAGAACAGCGUAGGAGUCAACUACAAUAAAAUAGUUAACGGCAGGGACGAAGUCGCCUCCAUCCUCCUCUACAGAAAGCCACUCGAUCUAAAUAAACAAAUAAUUCUCUACUCACAUGGGAACAACACAGAUAUGGGACACUCCUUCCCAGCCUACCUCAACCUCAUCUUUCAAACUAACGUAAAUAUAGUCACGUACGACUACAGCGGAUAUGGAUAUAGCAAUAAAAAACCAACAGAAACGAAUAUGUAUAAAAAUAUAAAAAUGGUGUAUAGGUAUCUAACUGAGGACCUUCACAUCAAUCCAUUAAAUAUUAUUUUAUAUGGGUACAGUAUUGGUAGUUGUGCCAGUAGUUACUUAAUCAGUUUGAGAGAUAUAAAGGUGGGUGGGUGUAUCUUGCAGUCUCCUUUAGCUAGUGGGAUAAAGCUCCUGUUCCCCUAUCAGAAGAGAUACCUUCCAUGGCUUGAUGUGUUUAAAAAUUAUGAAAAAUUACGGAAGGCGUCACUUGUCCCUGUAUACAUUAUGCAUGGGAAAAUGGACCAGGAUAUACCAUACUACCACGCUGUGAUUUUGUUGAAAGCACUUCGAAAGAAUUUCGAGAAACAAUACAGAAAGAUGAAAAGCUCGACUCAGUCUCCACACGAGAGUGUCGACAUCACUUCUCUUAUUAAAUUUUGGGGAAUCGCCAACUCGGAUCAUAACAACAUGGAGUUGGUCAAUGCGGACGAGUUCUUCCGCCGCCUGCGCGCCUUCCUCAUGUUUUGCGAGGACUACAACCGGGGGUAG
Plasmodium cynomolgi strain B is the source of this 861-nucleotide messenger RNA. RefSeq lists its product as hypothetical. NCBI's taxonomy places the organism in Eukaryota, Apicomplexa, Aconoidasida, Haemosporida, Plasmodiidae. The annotation marks the transcript as partial. The transcript has a single exon. The record is from RefSeq and is a predicted model, not a curated record.